AUGCCCUCGCAGGUCCCCGGCGGCAGCGUCGAUCGGGCUGGCCACAAUCGACCCGGGAGCGCAACGCCCUCGCAGGCAAGGAACGGACGAAAUACUCCCGGUCUGGCUAGGAAAGAUGGGAAGGCAAGAGCAGCGCAGGACGCUGCCGGCCUGAAGAAUUAUCAAUUGGGGGAUUGCCUGGGGAAAGGAGCAUUUGGCUCGGUUUAUAGAGCUCUGAAUUGGGGCACUGGGGAAACGGUCGCAGUGAAACAAGUAAAGCUCGCAGACUUGCCAAAAAGCGAAUUAAGAGUGAUCAUGCUUGAAAUCGACUUGUUGAAAAAUCUAAAUCAUCCGAACAUUGUCAAGUACCAUGGGUUCGAAAAGACCGCCGAGUCUUUGUUCAUCGUUCUCGAAUAUUGUGAAAAUGGCUCACUCCAUUCCAUCUGCAAAAACUUCGGAAAAUUCCCUGAAAACCUCGUGGCUCUUUAUAUGUCUCAGGUCCUUCACGGCCUGCUCUAUCUACACGAGCAAGGUGUGAUCCAUAGAGACAUUAAGGGCGCUAAUAUCCUUACCACGAAGGAGGGUCUUGUGAAGUUGGCCGAUUUUGGUGUCGCCACUCGAACGACCGGUUUGCACGAAUCGAGCGUUGUGGGCACUCCCUAUUGGAUGGCUCCUGAGGUUAUUGAACUCUCUGGAGCGACGACAGCAUCUGAUAUUUGGAGCCUUGGCUGCACAGUGAUUGAGCUACUAGACGGCAAACCUCCGUACCAUAAGCUUCAGCCUAUGCCUGCACUAUUUCGCAUUGUAAAUGACGACCAUCCGCCACUUCCUGAAGGCGCUUCUCCUGCUGUCCGUGACUUUCUAAUGCAAUGCUUCCAAAAAGACCCGAAUCUCAGAGUGUCUGCCCGGAAACUUCUCAAACAUCCUUGGAUUGUCAGCGCCCGCAGAACGGAUGCUACUGUGCCCUCCGCGCCCACAAAGUACGAUGAGACCGUCAAAAGUGUGCAGGAAUGGAAUGAAGCGCUCAAGUCUCCCAACGCCGGUUCCCUGCGCCGUCAUUCGCGGCCGCCUUCGUCGAGUCCAAUCCCUGAGCGAAGAGGCCUACCUCGAUUACGAACGUCUGCCGCAAAAGCGCCUCUCGGCAUGGCCAAGCCUCGCGCUACCGUAGAGGACUUUCGUUCUUCCCAAAGGUCAACCCAUGACAACUGGGAUGAUGAUUUUGCAUCUGCGAUUUCUCCAAGUGCUCUCCAACUACCUCACCUGCGACCCCAUGAUAAUUUUGGAGGCAUGCUCUCGUCUGACAAGCUGAAAGCAUUUGCCUCCGCUGAAACAGCUGCAGAGGAAGAAAACUGGGACGACAAUUUCGAGGGUGAGCUUACAAUGAAAAGUCCACUGCAGAUUGCUGAACCCGAUCCAAUGCAAACCAUCCGCCCAUAUGUUCCCAAAGGCACAAGUCCAGAAGGGAUUCAGCAUCCUCUGCACUCAAGGUCGCGACGUUCUUCUUCAUUUGACCUAGAACCACAGCUUCCGGAGCCUCGCCUACAGCGUCUUCAAAUGAAAGCCCCACCCCCUGUUAGACCAGCCGCUCUUUUCCGAGAAAACUCGGUGGAAGACUACUCUGAUCUUGUCGCGAGCAACGACUCGCUUUUCGAGAAGAAGCUCAUAAACUUGAAAAAGGGAGAUUCGUUAUCGCCCAAACUCUUCCAUCCUUCUGAUCUCAAAAGCUUGCCCCGGUCUAACACCAGUCAACAGUCGAGUAACAAUAUUCGACGUCAUGGCCCAACAUUAUCUGAUCCUCGAGGGAUGAUGAGGAGGACACGAUCGUCCAUUGAAAUACAAAGAUAUGCCGAAGAUGAGGAAGACGAGGAUUUCUCCGAUAUUUUUGAAAAGCCCGAAGUAAUACGAGAAAAGCCAGAAAGUGACAGUGGUUCGGAGCACAAUACUUUAAUGCUGAACUCGAAAUUGUCCAACAAUUCAUGGCUUGGGGACGAAGACGAUGAGGAUGAUCCUUUUGCUCAACUCGAAGAAGAUUUUGACGAAUUAGAUCUGGAAGCCAAUAUCGCGCGUGACAAAUAUGCAAGGCUCUGCAUGCAAGUUGAAGGACUGGUCGGCUCGCUCAAGGUCUCCCAAGAGGAGGACACACUUGAAGAUCUGACAGAGAAACUGAUCGAUAUCCUUGCGGAAUCACCAGAAACGAAAAAUGUCAUAAUAAGCGCGCACGGAAUGUUGCCCAUCCUCGAAAUUCUCGAGACUUGCAAGAGACGGGAUGUGAUCCUGCGAUUGCUCAAGAUUGUUAAUACGACUAUUCUCAGCAGCGUCGAAAUACAAGAAAAUCUUUGCUUUGUCGGAGGCAUUCCAAUCAUUUCAAAAUUUGCAUCCAAAAAAUACUCGAGUGAGAUCCGACUAGAGGCGGCAGCAUUUGUGCGGCAAAUGUACCAGACUUCAACUUUGACGCUGCAAAUGUUCAUCAGCUGUGGCGGUCUUAACGUUUUGGUCGAAUUUCUAGAAGAGGAUUAUGAUGCUGAACGGGACCUCGUUUUGAUUGGGGUAAAUGGUGUCUGGAGCGUUUUCGAACUUCAGGGACCGACGCCCAAGAAUGAUUUCUGUCGCAUCUUCUCCAGGAGCUCAGUUUUGUAUCCGUUAUCAAUGAUCUUGAAUCGGGUCUUGGAUGAAGAAGGCGAACUUGCAGAGCUCUGUGAAGGCCGUAUUGCAAACAUUUUUCUCCUAUUCUCACAAGCAGAGAACCACGUAAAAGAGCUCGUAGCAGACCGGAAAGUUUUGAAACUUGUUCUAAAAGACCUCAAACGCAUGACACCUAGCCAUCAAAUCACUAUGCUCAAGUUCAUCAAAAAUCUAUCGAUGCUCUCUACCACUUUGGAUACCCUGCAGAAUUCCAACGCCAUUGAUGACCUUAUCGAUUUACUGAGUUCCAAUAUGAGGGCGCCGCACGUUCGAGAGAUCUCGAAUCAAGUGUUGAAUACCAUGUACAACUUGUGCCGACUCAACAAGACACGACAAGAAGAUGCGGCGUUGAAUGGCAUUAUCCCGCUCCUGUUGCGGAUCGUCAAGACUGAGCGUCCGCUGAAGGAGUUUGCUUUGCCCAUUCUUUGUGACAUGGCACAUUCUGGAAAGGUUGGUCGGAAGCACCUUUGGCAGAACAAAGGUCUUCAAUUCUACAUUUCGCUUCUGGAAGACCCAUAUUGGCAGGUCACUGCUUUGGACGCCAUAUUUGUUUGGUUGCAGGAAGAAACUGCGAAAGUAGAAGAGCGUCUUCUGGACGGUGCUUUCACAGAAGCGAUUGUUCAAUGCUUCACCACUUCAAAAGCGAAUGCUUUCGAGAAUCUCCUGGAGCCUUUGCAGAAGUUACUGCGGCUAAGUCCAACAGUAGCUCUUUCACUGGCUCGCGCGGAUCUCUUCUCGCGAAUCUUGCAGAAGCUUACACACCACAAGGCCGUGGUUCGUCUGAAUCUACUCCGUAUUGUUCGCAGCAUUUGUGAUGCUAGCGACGAAAGAGGUGGCCUUAUUCGACGCUAUGGUCUUUUGGGAACGAUCAGAAAUCUGGCGGAAACAGAUCCUGCCGUGCUUGUCAGAAACAUGGCCAGUGAACUGGUGAAGUCUGGUCUGGAAAGGGAGCUGCAAGCGGCAAGUAGCAGUAGAAGGCCUAUUACAAGACGGUCAAGUGCCGUAACUACACCGCCUGGUCCGAUCAGGAGCCAAUCAACGCCACUGACUCCACAAUAUGUUCGUUCAGGGCAAUGGCCUGUCUAUGCGGACGGGAGAGAAGGUCGGCAGCGAAGCGGCACAAACAUGACGCCGGUACUAAGACCUAUGAGCCGCGAAGGGGGCGUAACGGCUAGCGGCAUGGGUAGUCCUGGUCUUGGCAAAAGUCGGCUGCCGCGCACAUCAGGCAGAAUUCACCGGCCUUCUCUCACCUCAUCGCCUUCUAAGGAUGAGCAUGCAGCCCUUGUUCCAGGUCCACUUUUGUCCUCCAUCCAGAAUUCAAGGCGACGCCGUCAAACAAGUGACGAGUCGAGAUGGCCAUAG
This is a messenger RNA of Xylona heveae TC161, 4023 nucleotides long. Its product is annotated as cytokinesis protein sepH. The transcript has 14 exons. Lineage: Eukaryota; Fungi; Ascomycota; Xylonomycetes; Xylonales; Xylonaceae. The record is from RefSeq and is a predicted model, not a curated record. Gene Ontology annotation, biological process: protein phosphorylation. Gene Ontology annotation, cellular component: cytoplasm. Gene Ontology annotation, molecular function: protein serine/threonine kinase activity; ATP binding. The coding region runs from base 1 to 4023 and encodes 1340 amino acids.